Budorcas taxicolor (takin) is the source of this 1794-nucleotide messenger RNA. RefSeq names its product F-box protein 24 (gene FBXO24). Bases 16 to 1794 code for a protein of 592 amino acids. The record is from RefSeq and is a predicted model, not a curated record. NCBI's taxonomy places the organism in Eukaryota, Metazoa, Chordata, Mammalia, Artiodactyla, Bovidae. Gene Ontology annotation, molecular function: protein binding. The transcript is spliced from 10 exons.
GAGGGGGCAGUCAGGAUGGUGAGGAGAAGCCGGAGCCGGAAGCUACAAAAAUUGACCGGGCUGUGCAGACGGGAGGAGGGGCUCAGGGUAAAGCGGAGCUGCCCUUCAUGUGGCCCUUCAGAACCUGGGGGUGAAGAGAAGAAGGGGCGAGGAAACGCUGUUUCUGUUCAGUUGUUCCCCCCGGAGCUGGUGGAGCACAUCAUCUCAUUCCUCCCAGUCAGAGAUGUGGUCGCUCUCGGCCAGACCUGCCACUACUUCCACCAAGUGUGCGAUGCCGAGGGCGUGUGGAGACGCAUCUGUCACCAGCUCAGUCCUCGCCUUCGAGAGCAGGGUUCCGGGGUCCGACCCUGGAAGAGAGCCGCCAUUCUGAACUACACAAAGGGCCUGUAUUUCCAGGCAUUUGGGGGCCGCCGCCGCUGUCUCAGCAAGAGUGUAGCUCCCCAGCUAGCCCAUGGCUACCGCCGCUUCCUGCCCACCAAGGACCAUGUCUUCAUUCUUGACUACGCGGGGACCCUCUUCUUCCUCAAAAAUGCCCUGGUCUCCUCCACCCUUGGCCAGAUCCAGUGGAAGCGGGCCUGCCGCUAUGUUGUGUUGUGUCGUGGAGCCAAGGACUUUGCCUCAGACCCGAGGUGUGACACAGUUUACCGCAAAUACCUCUACGUGUUGGCCACUCGGGAGCAGCCAGGAGUGGUGGGCACAACCAGCAGCCAGGCCUGUGACUGUGUCGAGGUCUACCUGCAGUCCAGCGGGCAGCGGGUCUUCAAGAUGACCUUCCACCACUCCAUGAGCUUCAAGCAGAUUGUGCUGGUUGGUCAGGAGACGCAGCGGGCCCUGCUGCUCCUCACAGAGGAAGGAAAGAUCUACUCUUUGGUCGUGAAUGAGACCCAGCUGGAUCAACCACGCUCCUACACAGUUCAGCUGGCCCUGAGAAAGGUGUCCCGUUGCCUUCCUCACCUGCGUGUGGCCUGCAUGGCUUCCAACCAGAGCAGUACUCUCUACAUCACAGACCAGGGGGGAGUGUAUUUUGAGGUGCAUACCCCAGGGGUGUAUCGUGAUCUCUUUGGGACCCUUCAAGCCUUUGACCCCCUGGACCAGCAGAUGCCGCUUGCACUCUCACUGCCUGCCAAGAUCCUAUUCUGUGCUCUUGGCUACAAUCACCUUGGCCUGGUGGAUGAAUUUGGCCGAAUCUUUAUGCAGGGAAAUAACAGAUAUGGGCAGUUGGGAACAGGGGACAAAAUGGACAGAGGGGAACCCACACAGGUCCAUUAUCUCCAGCGCCCCAUUGCCCUGUGGUGCGGCCUCAACCACUCCCUGGUGCUGAGCCAAGGCUCGGACUUCAGCAAGGAGCUGCUGGGUUGUGGCUGUGGGGCCGGAGGCCGCCUCCCCGGCUGGCCUAAGGGCAGCGCCUCUUUCGUCAAGCUCCACAUCAAGGUCCCUUUGUGUGCCUGCUCUCUCUGCUCCACCAGAGAGUGCCUCUACAUGCUGUCCAGCCACGACAUUGAGCACCAUCCAGCCUACCGGGACCUACCAGCCAGCAAGGCAGUGGGGACCCCUGAGCCCAGCCUGGGGGCUGGAGCAACCCAGGACCCUGGCGGGGUGGCCUGGGCCUGUGAGGAGUACCUCAGCCAGAUCCACAGCUGCCCCACACUGCAGGACCGCAUGGAGAAGAUGAAGGAGAUCGUGGGCUGGAUGCCCUUGAUGGCCGCACAGAAGGAUUUCUUUUGGGAGGCGCUGAAUAUGCUGCAGAGGGCUGCUGGAGGGGCUGGCCAAGGCCCCCCACCCACUGAAAGCUGA